Molecule: messenger RNA, 1259 nt
Organism: Saccostrea echinata
Lineage: Eukaryota; Metazoa; Mollusca; Bivalvia; Ostreida; Ostreidae
Product: interferon-induced protein 44-like
Exons: 5
Coding region: 1-879 (292 amino acids)
Source: RefSeq, a predicted model, not a curated record
AUGGGAGAAAGCAAUAUCAGUGAACCAGUAUUUACCUUUUUGAAUCUGAAGAAAUUGCUCGUCGAUUACAAACCAGUGAGAGAAACAAAUGUAUCUGCAGCAAACAUUCUUCUUGUUGGACAAAUUGGCGCGGGAAAGUCCAGCUUUUUCAACUCUGUCAACUCGGUUUUUCGGGGGAAAAUCACCAGUAAAGCCUCCAGUGGGAGCUUUGAGCACAGUGUGACAACAGCAUUCAGAAAAUACAAAAUCAAAGAUUUCACGUCAGGAAAAUUCCUUAACCUUCGCUUGUGUGAUACAAGAGGCUUUGAGGACGAACUUGCAAUGGAUAUACAAGAAAUAACUUAUAUCUUGGAUGGGAAUGUCCCGGAUCAGUACCAGUUCAAUCCAAUGGUACCAAUUACACCAGAUAGCCCUAGGUUUAUUAGAGGCCCGGAUCUAACUGAUAAAAUUCACUGCGUGGCUUUCGUUGUGGAUGGUAGCACUAUUGACGUCAUGCCUGACAAAGUUCGUAAGCAGAUAAAAGAUCUACAAGUCAUAUUAAACCAGAGAAACCUGCCACAAGUAGUACUAAUGACCAAACUAGACAAAAUAUGUCCCGAUGUGGAGGAAGAUAUCUCAAACACGUUCUCGAGUACAGCCAUUGCUAACGCUGUAAAGAAAGUGGGAGAAAUGAUGGGUCUUCCACGUGGUCAUGUUUUUCCGAUAAAAAACUUCGAAAAGGAGACGAAGCUGACUCUAGGUGUGGGCUUUCUCCUGAUGGACGCUCUACAACAGUGUCUGGACUUCGCAGAUGAUUUCAUGGAUGGACAGCUUGACAAGAUGGAUUCCGAGGGAAAAAAGACAAGAGAAAAGAUUGGAUACAUGUGUACUUUGUCUUAGGUUUAAAUUUGUCAUAAAAACUACUACUUAUAUAGACCUGGUCUGUAGUACACAAAUUCUAUUUUGGAGGAGGUCGUAUUAACCUCAUGAGAAGAUGGCUCACGGAAUCAUUCAGAUUUUUUUUAUAAUCAGCAUUUGAAUGCUAUUGAGAGGAAAUUGACAGUGCUUUAUGUUCAAAUCACAACCACCUGAACUGUGUUCUUAUAAAUGAUUACUGGUCUUUUUUAACAAUAGGAAAAAAUGUUGCCAACAAAGUAACCCUAACAAUAUUCAUAAAAUGGCUGCUUAGGCAAAUAUUUGGGAAUGUCAUCUUGUUUUUUUUUAGGGAAACCAUUGUGUAGCAUGAAGAUUCGAUGCGAGAACAAUGUGUGUUUAUAAUG